GUGCAUCUUGGGUAAGCUGGGGCCUGAUAAAAGGAGCAGAAUAUACUGGUAAAGCUAUCCACAAAGGAGCUUCUAAACUGCGAGAACACAUUCAACCAGAAGAAAAACCUGUGGAAGUCAGCCCAACUGUAGCAAAGGGACUUCAUGUAGCAAAACAGGCUACAGGAGGAGCUGUGAAAGUCAGCCAAUUCUUAGUUGAGGGAGUGUGCUCUAUAGCAAGCUAUGUCGGAAAGGAGCUGGCUCCACACGUGAAGAAGCAUGGCAGCAAAUUAGUUCCAGAAUCCCUUAAGAAAGAUAAAGAUGGCAAAUCUACUUUUGAUGGUGCUCUGGUGGUAGCAGCAAGUGGAGUUCAAGGGUUUUCAACAGUGUGGCAAGGUUUAGAAAGUGCAGCGAAGUGCAUUGCUAAAAGUGUUUCAACUGAGACUGUAAAAACUGUCAAAUACAAGUAUGGAGAUGCUGCUGGCCAUGCUACAGACAACGCUAUGAAUUCUGCAAUCAAUGUUGGUGUGACAGCGUUUAACAUUGACAACAUUGGUAUCAAAGCUGUUGUAAAGAGAACUGCAAAGGAAACUGGCCAUGCUGUGUUAGAUGAAUAUAAAGUAUUGGAUAAUGAGAAGAAGGAUAAAAAAUGA
Messenger RNA from Leptosomus discolor (cuckoo roller), 632 nucleotides. The record is from RefSeq and is a predicted model, not a curated record. Lineage: Eukaryota; Metazoa; Chordata; Aves; Leptosomiformes; Leptosomidae.